AUGAUGCUGCCUGCUGCUGCGCGUCGCGCCGCCCCGCGCCUCAUGGGCCUCAAGCACGGACUGCCGACGAUGCACCUGCUACCCGCGAUGCACUUUCACAGCUCGACGCCGAUGCGGAAGCGCGACUUUUACGAGGUGCUUGGCGUCGCGUCGGGCGCGUCCAAGAAUGAGAUCAAGAAAAAGUACUACGAGCUCGCCAAGAAGUUCCACCCGGAUACGAACAAGGACGACCCGAACGCGGCCAAGAAGUUCGCCGAGGCCACCGAGGCCUGGGAGGUCCUCGGCGACGACGACAAGCGCCAAAAGUACGAUACGUUUGGCCACGCCGGCGUUGACCCGAACGCCGGUGGCGGCGACGGCUUCCACGGCGGCUUUGAAGACAUCUUUGC
Molecule: messenger RNA, 389 nt
Organism: Saprolegnia parasitica CBS 223.65
Lineage: Eukaryota; Oomycota; Saprolegniomycetes; Saprolegniales; Saprolegniaceae
Exons: 1
Biological process (GO): mitochondrion organization; negative regulation of apoptotic process
Cellular component (GO): mitochondrion
Molecular function (GO): protein kinase binding
Source: RefSeq, a predicted model, not a curated record